AUGGCUGCUUCGCGCAAUCAGGCCGCUCAUGGGCAGCAUGCGUACCCUGAUCCUGUGCUGUCGGGUGCCUCUAAGAAGAACAAGAAGAAAAAGAAGGGCGGCAAAGGAAUUGCGGAUAUGGAUAUUCCUCCGGAGCCCGUUCCGGCACCUCGAACGACAAAUGAGUACCAGCAAGCCAUACAGGCUCAGCUGGCACAAAUGUCUGGUCGUUUAGAGGAGAUUUUAUCACCUUUGAGUGAUGACGGCCAGGAACCGUAUUCGGAUGAUGAAGAAGGACGGGAACAUGUCAUGAUCACUGGAGAGGGUGCUUUUUCUAUUCCGCAAGGUGAUUUGGAGUUUGAGUAUGAGGAUGGGCAUAUGCCUCCCCUAGGAGGACUACCUGCACCUCCCGGUGGUGUGAGCAAGAAAAAGAAGAAGAAGAAGAAGAAGACUUCAUCGACUACUAUUCAUGCUGGAGAGGAGAUUGCUCGUUUCACCAUCCAUCAUCCUCCACAACAUCAUCGUCAGCACCGCGAGGGAAUUUGGAAUACAAGCUCGAAUGAGGAGAGGCAGAGAAUCAAGGAGUUCUGGUUACAGUUGGGAGAGGAAGAAAGAAGAAGUCUAGUCAAGGUGGAGAAGGAGACGGUGUUGAAGAAGAUGAAGGAGCAACAGAAGCAUUCAUGCUCGUGCAGCGUGUGCGGACGCAAGAGGUCUUGGAUCAGAACAGCCAUCGAGGAAGAACUCGAAGUGUUAUAUGAUGCAUACUAUCAAGAACUCGAGCGAUACGCUAACCAUCAGCAAAAGUUCGACCUUCUGCCUCCUGCGCAAUUUCCUUCGCCGCCGUUGAACUCAAGGUCCCCACAUCACCGCCCUGAUCACCAUCACCACCAAAGCCCUCAACCUCCUCGACAGCUACCUCCACCUCAGCAUCAUCAUCACGACCACGACCACGAACAUGAUCAUGAUCAUGAUCCAGAGGAAGAAUACGAUGACGAGGACGAUGAUGACGCGUACUCCGAUGAGUUAUCAGAUGACGAAUAUUCUGACGAUGAUGUUUCUUCCUCUGUAGCCGACGCAGGUUCAAAUCGCGGCGGCCGGUCUAGACCAGCAGAUUUCUUUAAUUUUGGUAAUUCACUGACCGUGAAAGGUGGUAUACUAACCGUAGCGGAUGAUUUACUGAAAAAUGACGGAAAGAAAUUCAUUGAGAUGAUGGAGCAACUGGCUGAGAGAAGGAUGCAAAGGGAGGAGGAAGCGGUAAUGGAUGCACGGGAUUAUGAUGACGACGAUGACUAUGACGACGAGGAGGACGAUGAGGACUAUGAUGAUGAGGAUGAGGAAGCGGAGGUAAUGACGGAAGAGCAAAGAAUGGAAGAGGGCCGUCGCAUGUUCCAGAUUUUUGCAGCAAGGAUGUUUGAACAGCGCGUUCUGACAGCUUAUCGUGAGAAGGUCGCACAAGAGCGGCAACGGAAACUUCUUGAGGAACUCGAAGAGGAAACCCGUCUGAAACUGGAACGUGACGAGAAGAAGGCCCGAGAGAAGCAGAAGGCGAAGGACAAGAAGAAGCAGCAGAAGUUGGCCAAGGAGGAGGAGCGUGCGAAGAGGGAGGCUGAGAAAGCGGCCGCUGAGGCAGCAGCCAAGGCAGUUGAACAGGCUAAGCAGGAAGAGACAAGGAGGAAGAAAGCCGAGGCUAAGGCGAAGAGGGAUGCUGAAAAGAAGGCAGCAGAAGAGGAGAGGAAGACACGGGAAGAAGAACGCAGGAAACGCCAGCAGGAAGAGCGGGAUCGUGAGGCUGAGGCUGAGCGGAAACGCAAGACUGAGAAGGAGGAGAAAGAGCGUCAGAGGAAGGAGGAACAGGCGAGAAAGGAGAAGGAGGCCAAGGAAAAGAAGGAGCGGGAAGAACGGGAAAGGAAGGAGAAGGCUGCGACGGCGGCUAAGGCUGCGAGCGUGAAAGCUGCUGUACCUGCUGUUCCGUCUGCAACUUCACCGACCAAGGCACCGGCUGCGCCGGCUGCUCCCGCGCAUAUUGCAGCUCCUAUCCACACUCCAUCUCACGUCAGUACUCCACAUGCAUCGACCCCGGCCACCCCAGCAAGGAUGCCGCCUCCUGGUUUAUCCGCGCCUGCCGUUCCGAUGUCACCACCUGUCGCUGCUCCGGCAAGUCUCGCACCGAUUGGCACACCUCGGACGCACAACGACCUUCCGCCACAUCGUCCUUCACCCAUGGGUCAACCCGGUCUCGAGUCGUCUGCUUCGCUGUUGAACAACCGUCCGGUCAUGAACGGCGUUCCCUUGGGCUUCCCUAUGCCUAUUGGGGCUCCUCAACAGGCGUUCCGUGGGUUUGCACCUACAAGUGUGGCGCCGGGUGCAGGUCGGCCAUUGCCCCCUCCCGGUGUGCCCCAUCCGGCUUUCGGUGGAGUAGGUUCCAUACCCAUCCCGAUGAGCAACCCCAUCCUCCCAGGGCCUAUUGGUCCCCUGCCUUCUAGCGGUUUCGCUGCGUCGAGCCCUGGGAAGUCAGGUACUCCGCCUUUGCACCAUGCUUUCGAUGAAGCGCCAAAGCCUAUUUCCCGGCCGGCCCCUAUUCAGAGGCCCAGUGCGGGCACCAUUGGUUCGCCAUCGAAGGAGGUCGAGGAGCUCAGUCAUGUUUUGGGAAGCCGUGCACUCUUGGAAGACGAUGAUGAAGAAGAAAUUAUUCCUCGUGAUCGUCGUACAAGUCAAGCGCCACCAAGCUUGCCCAGGACGUCAAGCAUGUCCAUCUUCGGCGGUAACAGCUUAUUGCCCGAUCCUAUCGGUGCGUUGAAGAGUCCAGAUAUGAACGGUCACAGGUCUGGCAGUGUCGACCAAGUCUGGGGCUCGCCUUUAGGUCUUGGAGGUAACAUGUGGUCUAUGAACGCUGGUGGUUGGCCAACAGCUGAGCCUCAGCCAUUCGGUGUUGGACCUGACGAGCAGGCUACCUUGCGUGACCGCGCACGGCGCACCUGCCUUAAGCUUGACGAGCAUCAAAGCGUCACUGGCAACUUUUACCCGCUUGAGACCGUGUCUUCGGGUAUCCGAAGCCUCUUCCCGGACGCUCUUUUCGAUACUCGUGAGCUGAUUGAUGCUUGUGCGUUGCCUGGUACCGCCCUCAAUGGUGGCGGGUCCUUCCAGUUCAAACAGCAAGGUCCGCAAGUGUUGGUGAAGUUCCAGGAGCCGCAUGCCACGCCCGCACCGAUCGGUAUGCCAGUGUCGCCGCAGUCCAGACGUGCUGCACCCAGCUCCGCGUUCGGAUCGCAACCUGGGAUUUGGGGUUCUAUGACUGGUGUGUUCUAG
Messenger RNA from Saitoella complicata NRRL Y-17804, 3285 nucleotides. RefSeq lists its product as uncharacterized. Lineage: Eukaryota; Fungi; Ascomycota; Saitoellomycetes; Saitoellales; Saitoellaceae. The coding region runs from base 1 to 3285 and encodes 1094 amino acids. The transcript is spliced from 3 exons. The record is from RefSeq and is a predicted model, not a curated record.